Molecule: messenger RNA, 1329 nt
Organism: Malus domestica (apple)
Lineage: Eukaryota; Viridiplantae; Streptophyta; Magnoliopsida; Rosales; Rosaceae
Source: RefSeq, a predicted model, not a curated record
CUCUCUCUGCAACUCCCACACUUCAAUUCUCUCUCUCUCUCUCUCUCUCUCUCGCCAAGAACUCAAUCUAUUUCUCCACAACCAUGAGUCCAAGGCCUCUCGGUUAGGCCUCUCCCCGACCUUCCUCACGUUAAGCGUAAUAAUUCAGAUCAUAAACCCAGGAAGGAUAUGCCAGAGAUAUUUAGUUUCACUGCUGAGGGAAUACUUGCAAAGGCGGCUUCACUUGCCACUGAACCGCUCAUCCGUUCUUGGGGACUUGAAGCAAAACUGACAGGCCUGCAUCAAACAUUAUCCCUGAUUCAAGAUAUCACGUGUGAAGCUGCUGAGCAACUACAAGAUCCGCGUGAGGCAGUGGCGUUGUGGGCGCAGAAACUUAAAGACGUAGCUAAUGAUGCCGAUGAUGUUUUGGAGGAAAUUGACUAUGAAGUUCUCCGCCAUAGGCUACAGAUACAAAACCAUUUGAAGAGAAAGGUACUCAACUUCAUUUCACUCUCUAAUCCGGUUGCAUUUCGUCUUAAAGCAGCACAUAAAAUUAAGAACAUCAACGCAUCGUUGGUGGAGCUCAAGAAUCAGGUGUCUAUUAUGGGACUAGUUUCCAAAAACAUAGAUGCAACUUCUCAAGCAAUGAGAUCGGUCAGAGAAACCAAUUCAUCAAUUGGCAAUGAAAUCAUCGUUGGCAGAGAUGAGGUCUUGUCAAAUAUACUUGCAAACUUGACCCGUUCCGAAGUCAACCAAGAAACUCUUUCGGUUAUGGCCAUUGUGGGAAUGCCAGGUUUGGGAAAAACUACUUUGGCCAAGUUAGUUUAUAAUGAAGAUGAGAUAAGUAAACACUUUGAUAAGAAAAUAUGGAUACAUGUAUCUAAUACAUUUGAUGUCGCUUCAAUUUUGGGUCGAAUCUUAAAAUAUGUUGACUGUGCAACGGUUGAUACACAAUGUCAGGAGGCAGUGCUUAAAAGCCUCCAAGAACAGUUGAUGGAGAAAAGAUGUCUUCUUGUACUCGAUGAUGUUUGGAAUGAAGAUUCUGAAAAAUGGAGCAAAUUGAUGAGUUGUUUGUCAGAACUCCAUUUUGCAUGGGGGAGCACCAUACUUGUCACUACACGCAGUUCCAAAGUUGCAACAAUUACAAAAACACUUCCUUGCUAUGAUUUGGGAUUUCUGCUAUCUGAAGACGAAUGCUGGUCCAUAUUGAAGGAAAGAGCAUUUGUAGAUAAUACUGCUGCUCCUACAGAUCCUGAUCUAGAGGAAGUUGGAAGAGAGAUUGCCAAAAAGUGUGCAGGUUUACCAUCUGUGGCAAAGGUAAGGACUAUUAAUUUAGUAUUAUUUAUUUGA